Rhizopus microsporus ATCC 52813 is the source of this 349-nucleotide messenger RNA. RefSeq lists its product as uncharacterized. The coding region runs from base 4 to 162 and encodes 52 amino acids. Lineage: Eukaryota; Fungi; Mucoromycota; Mucoromycetes; Mucorales; Rhizopodaceae. The transcript has a single exon. The record is from RefSeq and is a predicted model, not a curated record.
UUUAUGUCUUUGGGAUGCGACGUUGUUUCAGCUGAUGAGUAUAAUGUCAACAGUAACAGAGAUGGAUUUAAUGCAUAUCAAAUUCACGAUACCCUUUGUCAUUGUCAAGGACCUCUAUUUCCAGUUAAGAAUAGUGCAUCUUCGAAUGCUGCUCAGAGAUGACCAAAAAGGAAUGAAAAUUUAAAACACAAGAUUAUGAGAGUUCGUUCAGCUAUACUUGCCCAGUGUAAUUCCUUCACACAUAUUUACUGCCAUGCGCAGGAAAUAUUGAGUGACCAUGAGAGCCCAACAUCAACAUCAAGUGCAAAUCCAAACAAUUGAAUAAUUUCUCUGUUUCUGGAUCAAAGCG